Molecule: messenger RNA, 834 nt
Organism: Colletotrichum paranaense
Lineage: Eukaryota; Fungi; Ascomycota; Sordariomycetes; Glomerellales; Glomerellaceae
Exons: 4
Coding region: 1-834 (277 amino acids)
Source: RefSeq, a predicted model, not a curated record
AUGGGAAGCCGAUCAGCAUUCACUUGGCCUGGUCUCGACAACCCCGAAGCAAGCGGAUCAUUACUUGGCCACAACCUCUCUUCCCUCGGACACCAUCACCAAGACGCCAGCCUCACACCACCCAGCGGUUCCAGAUCAGUAACAGCAAGUCCGCCACGGGGGACUUUGACACCAGAGCAGAGGGAAUUGAAGAAGCAGAGAGACAUGGCUCGUCGAGACUCAAAGGCAUCACAACGCGUCCACAGAGCUGGUAGCAACCCCUACAUCCAUUCGCCUCCCCUCAGCCUACCCGACGUCUCUUCAACAAUGGGCGUACCCGUGUACACGACAGCACCGGCGCCAAUCUCCCUUCUCGCAGAGCCGGCAACUUCAAUGGGAUCGUCAUCAUACCUCCCCUCUUACAGCCCGCCUCUGUCAGACCAUGGCUACCAGAGCGGAUACCCACCAAUGGCCCAGGCCUACGGCAUGGGUGGCAUGGACUACUCCAACCAGUUCCAACCGCCAGCACAAUACGGAAGCCGACACUCGAUGCCUGUUGGACAAGACCCGAGCCUGAUGUAUGGCGUGCCGCCACCGAUGGGCCCCGGAGCCCCAGACCAAGGGGGGCACGUCAGAGUGGUGCAGAGCCGGCCUAAACCUCAAUGCUGGGAACACGGCUGCAACGGAAGACAAUUUUCAACCUUUAGCAACCUCCUGAGGCAUCAAAGAGAAAAGUCUGGGCAGGCGACCAAGGCCACAUGCCCUAAUUGCGGCGCCGAAUUCACAAGGACGACGGCAAGGAACGGCCACCUUCUCCACGACAAGUGCAAGCAGCGCCGAAACACCGCCAAGUGA